This is a messenger RNA of Nicotiana tabacum (common tobacco), 2902 nucleotides long. Lineage: Eukaryota; Viridiplantae; Streptophyta; Magnoliopsida; Solanales; Solanaceae. The record is from RefSeq and is a predicted model, not a curated record.
AUUGUAAUUAUAUUUAACUGGGUAGAAAUAAUAUAUAAAAGUUGUAGAUAAGUUAUAGAGUCAUAGGCAAUUCAAAGCACCACCCAUGGCUUUCUUGUAGCAACUUGAAUCAUUUUCAUUUGCAGAGAUUUUACUGGCUAAUGUGCAUACUUGGUGCAUUGUAUUUCAUACACUAUCUGUAUUGGGAGUUGUUUAUGUUAUUGCAUCCGAUUUGUUGAUUUUAAAGUAGAUCUAAGCUUUAGCUACACUUUUUGGUUGACUUUUCAAUUAUCGCGAUUUAUUGGUUAAGUGUUAGAAAUUACUAUUGAAAAUCUAAAUUACGUCGUUUAGUUGGUUUUGUUGUUCUGAUAUAAACUGAAGAAAGAAAAUGCUUAGGAACGAAUUGUUUAAUAGUUGAAAACGUUGAAGGACUAGAGUCUAAGUAUCGUAGGAUCAGUGAUUGUUCAAUUUCGCUAAUAUGCUCGUAGAGAAUAUCGAAAAUAUUUAGGGAGGAAGAGCCACUUUUUAUUUGUAAAGUUGUUAGUAAUGGAGCUAGCUUUGUCAGUGAUAAUUUUGUGUCACAUCUGGCAAUUUCUAUCACACUUAAACUUUGUUUGGAGAGAAGACGGGAGAGAGGAGAGAAAAAAAGGAAAAGGGUGUAACUAAAUCCCUUGAUUGAAGGCACAAAUAAUGGAUUAGCCUUUUAAGGUGAAUUGUAUAUAUUUUGUAACUAAAAUGUGUUUAGGUCGUGUAAAUACCAAAACAUAAAUAUUUUUCGUAAUAAGAUUUCAAAUAGUGUAUAGGAAUGAAAAAAUUAUUUUUUUUCCGCGACUAGAAGUACGCGUCCUAAACGAGUAGUAAUAUGUACGUAAAACAAGUGGUUUUUUAGCUCUUCUAUUCUAUAGUCCUCACAAAUCGAGAAUUCAAGUUUAUGUUGAUCCGAAGAAAAUGCUUUAUAUAUUACCUAGCUAGUAACAAUAUUUUAAAAUGUAAUAAAAAAAUCUUAAUAAAAUUUUCUUUCUUGAGUUUUCUUCCACCCUUUAUUACCAAAAUUUUCGUUUCGUGUUUCUCUUAUUUCUCCAUUUUCUCAAUCUCCUCCUUCUCUCCUUGAAUCUCCGGGCAAGAAACUAUCAUCCUUUCUCCCUUUCUUGGGAAGGGGACAAAUUUAACCAUGUCAGAUUCUUCAGUUGAUGAUAAAAAAGAUGAAACAAAACAAGUUUUAGAUCAUAAUUUCCCCCCAUAUUAUCCCAAUCCUGGAUAUUAUUAUGCUCCAUAUGAUCAUUUUCCAGGAUCAUAUGGACAACCUUAUCUUGGUUAUCCUAAUCCUAACGUGCCACAAUCCCUUUAUUUCUACCCAAAUUACCAAUCUGAUUACUAUGACAAUAAUAACAAUAAUAUUAAUACUACCCCUCAACCCCAAAUAUCAAACGUAGCCCCACCAUCAAGAAAAUUGUUAACUUUCUGUCGAGUCUUGUUUUGCCUUAUUUUCAUUAUAAUCUUGGGUAUCAUUAUCACUCUCGUAGUUAUAUGGUGGAAAUUUUUACCAUAUGAGCCCAGAUUUGAGGUUGUAUCAUUCGUUGUGAAUUCGUUCGAGAUAUCCAACUCCUCAAAAUUGAGAGCAGAUUGGGAGAUAGAAAUGAACGUGAAAAAUCCCAAUAGGAAACUGGAUAUUAAGUUCGAGCAUAUAUCAACUAGUUUGAUGUACAAGUUUACACUUCUUGAAACGUCGUUCAGUGCACCUUUUAAACUGAAUAAAAAAAGUGAAGCUACGUUUCGUGCUGAUUUUGAUAUUCCAAAUUCAAAUCAUAAGAAAAUGGGAGGUCUUGUUGUGAAUGAUAUAGCUCGAGAUCGAAGAAAAGGUCACUUAUCUUUUGAUUUGAGGAUAGAAGCUAAAAUAUUGAAUAUGGAAGGCAACAAGGGGAGAAACCGAAAAACAGUGUAUGUUAUAUGUGAAGAUUUAAAUUUGGAGUUCAAGAAUUCUUCUAGCUUGCCAAACUGGGAUGGUUAUAUAGUGGAAUGCACUUUUGACGAUGAUUAAAUCGAGUCUUUUUAUUCUUUUCUUUUUGCUGCUUUCAUUGUCAAUACUUUUUUUUUUGGUUAGUUAUUUUUUUUCCUUUUUCUUCUAGAGGUAAGAUAAAGUUCUAGAAAACAAAAUGAGUAUUUCUUUUUGUUUUUGUUUUCUUGGAAUUAAAUUGCAGAAUGGCUCACUAUUUUUAAAAAGAAAUAUAUAUUGGCAGCAUUUUGUAGUGUUAUGAAUUUUUGGGCGUUCAAUUACGUCCGUUUAGUUUUCUUUAUACUAAAUCUAAUUGUAGAGAUUGAAUUUAAACAAAUGCUACUAUCUCUCUCACUUUUUUGUUUUUGUUAUAAGAAUUGAAAAAUAAAGGACAACUCCGUGUACAAGGCAUCUCGCGUUCAUACAUGGUCAGGGAAAGGGCUGCAUCCAAAAUGUAUAAUGUAGACAGUCUAACCUAAUGUAAGCGUUGGUGGCUGAUUUCACGGCUCUUCCUUAAGAAUUGAACAACUCCUGCCAUAUUCGUAUAUGUCUACAAUUGAAUUGCUCAUCCUUACAACUUCGUAUAUGGUAGCCUUGAAGAAAUUUCAUGGUUCUACACAUUAAUUAACAAGAAGCAGAGGCCACAAGCAACUUUAUUAACUCUAGACACUAACGAUGUAAAAAAUAUUUAGACAAUUAGGUCACUUAAUUGCAGAUGACUUAAUUUGGUAAGCAUUUAUUUGUAAUUUAUGUCAAUAUACAUGACUUAAAUCCUUUACGGUAUCUUAUUUCCGUGUCUAUCACGUUGUUCGCCAAGCUCGAAGCUAAAUCUUGUAGCCUCUCUUAUUCGCCUCUUCGAUUUUGUUGCUUCAUCUUCACGUAUAGGCAGUGUAAGAAUGUGUAUAUAAAAACAAAUUAAAUAGUUACGGA